AUGGAGAUGCAGCUGAAGAAGACUCACUUGAAGAAGAAGCAGUUGAAGCGGGCUGGUGGUUGGUAUACGAAGACGUACCUUGCCAAUGUCGCCCAUUGGGCAAAGUCCAUGAUAGAGGCGGCAUGGAAGUGGGCGGCGAAGACCAACAACUUAAGGAAAAAUGAGAUACAUGGCGAGGAGGAGGCUCGACUAUGCUUGACGGAUGAGUUUCAGUUGUUGGACGAGGAAGGACAAGAGAUCUCCAUUCAGGGAGCCCUCGAGCUGGACGAUGCUCGCAUGCAAUAA
Molecule: messenger RNA, 285 nt
Organism: Symbiodinium sp. CCMP2592
Lineage: Eukaryota; Dinophyceae; Suessiales; Symbiodiniaceae
Source: the annotation of a GenBank genome assembly